CCACCCCGCACCGGGCGCCGGGCGUGCCCACUCCGCGCGCGCGACCUCCACGCCAUCCGCGCACCCUACGUUGGGCUGCGGCGCGAGCUGGGGUCAGCGGCGGGAGGCCUGGGCUGGAGGCGGGCCCGGGAGUGGCCGGGGCUGAGGCGUGGGUCUCGGAAGGCCCGGCGAGAGGGGCAGCGCGGUGGGCGCGCCGGGAGCCUGGCGGGAGUGCGAGGCGGCUGCCGGCAGUUACGGACUGACGCCGCCUCUGGACGCCUGGCCUCGUCCCCAGAAGCAGCCUGCGAGCCCCUGUGGCGCCCCUCCCAGGGCCAGACGCGUGCCAGGCGAAGUGAGGCGGCGCCGGGGCUCCCUGGACCGGACGCGGGCGAGGGGGCGGGACGACGGGCUCAGUGGGCGCCGACCCGGGAGACUGGACGGGAGCGGAGGGAGCCGAGCCCCGCCGACCCCGCCUGCUCUCCUAGGCGGGCCUGGCCUGCGGAAGAUGGACGGCGAAAGGCGGCCGGCGCUCGGCCCGCCCGCCCAGAGCCUGCUGGCCGACGGGCACCUGGUCCUGUGGACGCUGUGCUCCGUGCUGCUGCCGGUGUUCAUCACCUUCUGGUGCAGCCUUCAGCGGUCGCGCCGGCAGCUACACCGCAGGGACAUCUUCCGCAAGAGCAAGCACGGGUGGCGCGACACGGACCUUUUCAGCCAGCCCACCUACUGCUGCGUGUGCGCGCAGCACAUCCUGCAGGGCGCCUUCUGCGAUUGCUGCGGGCUCCGCGUGAACGAGGGCUGCCUCAAGAAGGCCGACAAGCGCUUCCAGUGUAAGGAGAUCAUGCUCAAAAGCGACACCAGGGCCCCGGACGCCAUGCCCCACCACUGGAUCCGCGGCAACGUGCCCCUGUGCAGCUACUGUGUGGUUUGCAAGCAGCAGUGCGGCACGAAGCCCAAGCUCUGCGACUACAGGUGCAUUUGGUGUCAGAAAACAGUACAUGAUGAAUGCAUGAAAAAUAGCUUAAAGAAUGAGAAGUGUGAUUUUGGAGAAUUUAAAAACCUCAUCAUUCCACCAGGUUACAUAACUUCCAUUAACCAGAUGCGUAAAAACAAAAAAACAGAUUAUGAAGUGCUAGCAUCCAAGUUUGGAAAGCAGUGGACCCCAUUAAUAAUCCUGGCCAACUCUCGUAGUGGAACUAACAUGGGAGAAGGACUAUUGGGAGAAUUUAAGAUCCUGUUAAAUCCAGUCCAGGUUUUUGAUGUAACUAAAACUCCUCCAGUCAAAGCCCUGCAACUUUGCACUCUUCUUCCCUGUCACUCAGCGCGGGUCCUCGUUUGCGGAGGGGAUGGUACUGUGGGCUGGGUCCUGGACGCAGUUGAUGAGAUGAAGAUUAAGGGACAAGAAAAAUACAUUCCCCAGGUUGCAGUCUUGCCUCUGGGAACAGGCAACGAUCUGUCCAAUACACUGGGCUGGGGUACAGGUUAUGCUGGAGAAAUCCCAGUUGCACAGGUCUUGAGAAAUGUAAUGGAAGCAGAUGGAAUCAAACUAGAUCGAUGGAAAGUUCAGGUCACCAAUAAAGGAUAUUAUAACCUAAGAAAACCCAAGGAAUUCACAAUGAACAACUAUUUUUCCAUUGGACCUGAUGCGCUCAUGGCUCUCAAUUUUCAUGCUCAUCGUGAGAAGGCGCCAUCUCUGUUUUCUAGCAGAAUUCUUAAUAAGGCUGUUUAUCUGUUCUAUGGAACCAAAGAUUGUUUAGUACAAGAAUGUAAAGAUUUGAAUAAAAAAGUUGAGCUAGAACUGGAUGGUGAGCGAGUGGAACUGCCUAAUUUGGAAGGUAUCAUCGUUCUCAACAUUGGCUACUGGGGCGGUGGCUGCAGACUCUGGGAAGGGAUGGGAGACGAGACUUACCCUCUUGCCAGGCAUGAUGAUGGGCUGCUGGAAGUCGUCGGUGUGUACGGGUCUUUCCACUGCGCUCAGAUUCAGGUGAAACUGGCAAACCCCUUCCGCAUAGGACAAGCACACACAGUGCGGUUGAUCUUAAAGUGCUCCAUGAUGCCAAUGCAGGUGGAUGGGGAGCCGUGGGCCCAAGGGCCCUGCACUGUCACCAUAACUCACAAGACACAUGCUUCAAUGCUUUAUUUCUCUGGAGAACAAACGGAUGAUGACAUCUCCAGUGCUUCGGACCAAGAGGAUGUAAAGGAGGCUGAAUACAGUGAUGAAGACGUGCAAACUUAGCGUAUCAUCUGCACAAAUGUAGAUAGGUGAUCCUCCCGAAGGAGGAAUUCUGUACCAGCUGUUCAUUUUUCAUUUCACUCAUAGUACAAUGGGUACAUGUUCAUGUAAGUAGCAUUCCCCAAGCUGCCAAACUCCCAGCUCCUACAAACUCCAAUUUUUUCAGCAAGAUACUUUGGUCAUGUAUUACUAACUCUGAAAAAGUCACAGAAAGCAUGAAGGUGAAAUUUUUUCACAGCUGUGUUUGAGAGUGGGGCUCUCCCUGAAGUAUGCGCUGUCUCAUUGCUUUUUCUUGAACAACACAUAUUGGAUGGACAGGAUGUGGGUGGAAAGAUCAUGUCCAUCUUAAUUUUUAGUGCGGUGACACCAUACCACAUUACAAACCAAUUUGCUUUCUUUGAGAGGAAACUUCAGACCAGCAUGGUUGGUGCUGGGUGUCCGUGGCAGCAUGCCUCUGCGGACUUCCUGUGCCCUAAACAAGUGAGUCCCCACGGAGUGAUUUCCAGAAAACCUGAGAGGAAUGUAAAAGAAAGACAAAACGUAAAAUGUUUAAGUCCUUCAGUUUUCUUUUUGUGGUGCUGGGGAUUAAACCCAGAUCCUUACAGAUUCUAAGCAAGUGCUGUAUCGCUGAGCUACAACUCCAGCCCCAGGAUCUUUUUUUAUAUAAGAAGAGAACCAGAUAGGUGAAUUGUUCUUAAAAAGCAUUUAGAGCACUUUGGAUUGAAAGUUACGGGUUCCAAACUGGACAGUUCACCGAAUUCUCUUUUGAUUAAAAGACAGUGUCCACAACUCAAAAAAAUAUAUAAAUGCUUAAACUCAACAGUCAAAUGAAUUGUUCAAAAAAAAGUCAAGACUGUCAUGUUUUCAAGGUUCAGUAGUUCUUGUUGUAUUUUUGGAAUACAGUAGUCUUUUGUAUCUAACAUACUUGACAAAAUUCCCCCUUGGGGAAGGUAAGUGGACAGAAGCCUCUGCUAAAAUGUUUAUAUCAUAUUUAUUUUACAGUAAGAGAGAGAGAUAUAUUUUUAACUUAUUUAUUAUUUAUUGUGGUAUCAGACUUGUGUUUAGUGUUUACACUGGAAUUAUAUAGCUUUAUUUAGUAAGUUAAAUUGGUCACAUACAUUGUGCAACUGCUACUCCCAGUCAGAUAAUUAAAUCCUAACUUAAUUCUCCUGACAGAUAUACCACCAAGAUGUUCUCACUUAUCAGUGUUUAGGAGGGAGGCCAUGAAAAGCACUGAGCACCUACUGCUUCUGGACGACCAAAAGCUUUGUUCCACUGCUAGUUGUCUCUUGGUUGGCAAAUACGUUUUAAAGGGUGGUUCCGUGACUGCCCACUAGAGGGCGCUCUUCGGCUGUUGUCAGCCGCAGCCCCGGCCCUGCAGCCAGGCACACCGAGGCGUCCAGCCUGGAGUUUUUCUGACAGAUGGUCCAUUUGUGAGCUUGGUGCUCUUUCAUGAAAUUACUGUAAUCUCUGGAAGAUAAGAAUGUAUCCCCCAAAACCAUUAGCUUCCUUUAAGGAUCCGCUCUGAAGCUAUCACCCACGAAUUGCCAUGAACUUCAGUUUGAGUCACCUCAGGCCCAUGCCAUGUUUUGAAAGAACUCAGUAAAUGUAGGCCGUUACCUACCACGUCAUAUAGAAUACUUUUAUCUUGCUAAAUUAACCCCUUCCAGAUCUCCACAGGUGAUGCUAAAUUCUAGGAUUUGAAAGAUUUUGUUCCCAAGUCUGUUUUCAGCUUAUUCAUUCACAUUUUAUAGUAGGUAACCCACUCACAGAAGUGGUGGGAAAAGCCAGGCAUGGUGGUGCACACCUGUAGUCUCAGCCCUUGGAAGGCUGAGGCAGGAGGACUGCCAUGAGUUCAAGGCCAGCCUAGACUACAUAGUGAGACCCUGUCUCUGAAAUAAAAAAAAAGUUGUUUUGUCAGUUUUCCUUUAUGGAUGAUCAUAUUUUGAGUAUUAUGAAAUUUAUCCUUUAAUUCAUAAUCAAGACAGUUACAGAUACCACAUUUCAUAAAUACAGUGUCAUAUUUACUUUGUUGUAGGCUGUAUUAUACCUAUAACUGGUAUUGCUAACUAUAGUAGAAACAAAGCAGUUAAUUUGGGAAAUAAGAAUUAAAACAACCAAGAAACUGCAUAGGUUUUUUUAAUUGCUAAAACUAUUCUAACCACAAUGUUACACUGGAUUUACAACAGAUUAAUGAACAAUGCUUUCAUUUAUUUAAACAAAUUAAUUUUUCAGUUAUAAUCUGGUGAGGUAUUUUCUUUUCCGACUGGCCCUUCAUAAAGUUUUUCUGCUGCCUUGUUCACUCAUUCAGACUUAAUUUUUCUUUAGGAAAGUUAUUUCAGAAUUCUGUGUCAUAAAAUAUAAUAUUAUCUUGUUUUAGCAAAAUUCACCUACCUUUUUAGGAACUAGUUACCCACCGUUUCUGAUAAAUAUAUAGGCAUGUGCCUUGUUUAAAUGAAUACAAUUUGUAAGACUUCAUGUUCACAAGUUAUAUAGUAGAGUAAUAAUUGUUUAUAUUACCAGGGAUUCUGUACAUUACAAAAUAAUGUAAGAUUUUUCCAUUUAAAAUUUUCUUGGUAUUAAAUAACUUCUACAUUCUCAGGAAAAAAUAUAAGAAGUAAAUCUUAUUUCCUUAUCUGUUGCCACAUUUCUCUCAUCUUUUACUGCCCUAAUAUAUUCCUAAUUCCUGUAAACUUAUGGCUAAAACAGUGAAAACCUGGCAGCUCGUUACAUGAUAACGUUCAGUGCUUUGUUAUAUUUAGUAGGAGCCAAACGGCCUUGUGUUUUAGAAUACAAAUUGCCUAUUAAGAUGACAUAAGUGUUUUAGGUUUUCUGCAACUACUUACUAGCUGUGAACCUUUAAUGUGGCUAUUGUUUAUAAAAAUUUUAUAUUCAAAAUUAUUUGUCUUUAUUUUUUUAGGGUGUGUCAAAACAUGUAGUAUUUGCUUUUUGAAAUACAUUUGCCUACGUGGAGUUGUAAAAUACACAGAGACUCAGAAACUGCAGUCCUUUUUGCGCUGUAAAAAUGAAUACUACCAGCAUGUCAAAAGAAAAAUAAUUUGCAUUUGUAAUAUAAACUACAAUUGUAGCCAA
Molecule: messenger RNA, 5302 nt
Organism: Heterocephalus glaber (naked mole-rat)
Lineage: Eukaryota; Metazoa; Chordata; Mammalia; Rodentia; Bathyergidae
Gene: Dgke
Product: diacylglycerol kinase epsilon
Biological process (GO): phospholipase C-activating G protein-coupled receptor signaling pathway
Cellular component (GO): membrane
Molecular function (GO): ATP-dependent diacylglycerol kinase activity
Source: RefSeq, a predicted model, not a curated record